AUGAUCAUCAGGUUCAAAUAGCCGAUUCCAUUUUUUGCCCGAAUAAAAGAAAAAUUCGAUCCAUUUUUCAAUGUUUUUUUGUUUUGUUUUUUUUUGGUUAACAAUUCUGGAUUCGGAUGCAAACUUGGCUAAUAAAAUGUCGUUGGUUGAUAGUUUUUUGUAUUCUGAUUUUUAUUGCAAACAUUGGAUUUAUCAUUGUUUUUUUGCCUACAAAUGAUGUUCGGAAAAAUGAAUCAAUCGUUGUUGAAAUAUGGAGUAAAUCUGCUAUUGGUCAAUAUUUUUGGGAAAAUAUUUUCGAUGGAAAUAUUGAAUCAAAAUUAAUGACCAAAAAUGAAUUGAAUCAUCUUUAUAUGGAAGGUUGGAAAACUAUCGAUUCCGUACGUUUUCAUUUUCGUACUGGCCCGUCACUUAAACCUGAAAGUUAUCGAUCAUUUAGACCGAAAAAUUUGGUAUUGAUUUUAAAUUGGCGUAGUAAUGAUAAAAUCAAUUAUUCCAACAAAUGGUUGCGUACAGUUUUUGAAGAUCCGAAUAAUGUACCAUCAAAUGUUGGCAUUAUAGCAUUGGGAAAUGAAUCCUGUAAUAAUACCUGGUUUACCGACCAUUUGAAAAACUAUCCAAAUUUACGUUUUUUAUUUUUGGUUUAUGAUUCUACUUUGGUUGAUAACCAAUUAAUAUAUCAAUGGCCAUUAGGCGUUGCAACAUAUCGUAAUUUUCCAUCCACAUCUGUUAUUGAUAUUCAUUCAUCAAGGCCUUAUGUAUGUAAUUUUGUUGCCACCAUUUAUCCAAAUUCUUCACGUCAAGAACUUUACAAUUUAUUCACUAAAAAUGAUUGGAAUCAUAAAUGUUUAAUUAAAACUCGUUCCAAAUGGAUAGCCAAUGAAAAUAUCGAAUCAAUGAAUAGUUAUGUUGAAGCAUUACAUUCAUCUGAUUUAACAUUAUGUCCAGCCGGUUUAAAUGUUGAAUGUUAUCGAAUUUUGGAAGCUGUUGAAUAUGGAUCAAUACCUGUGAUUGAAGAAUCGAUAAUCAAUCAUCAUAAUGUCCAAAACAAAAAUCAAUGUGAUCGUCAACAAGUAUUACGAUUAUUCAAACAAUUCAAUGCACCAUUUCAUUAUGUUCAAAAUUGGACUGAACAAUUACCCGAACUAUUAGCACAAUAUAAUGCUAUGGAUUUACGUGAACUUAUCCGACGACGAAUCAAUCUUAUUAAAUGGUAUUAUCGUUUUCAAAUUCAUUUACGUAAUCAUUUUGUUAAUGUUUUAAAGGAAAAAUUUGUUUAAUUGAAUAAUUCAUAUGAAUAAUAACAUUUGAUAUAUUAGUUAUAAGCUAAUUGCUUAUUAGGCAAAACCAAAAAAAAGAAAAAAUAAAUGAUAAUAUAAGAGAUCAAGUAGUAGUGGAAAGCGAUUGAAAUU
Molecule: messenger RNA, 1409 nt
Organism: Dermatophagoides pteronyssinus (European house dust mite)
Lineage: Eukaryota; Metazoa; Arthropoda; Arachnida; Sarcoptiformes; Pyroglyphidae
Product: ribitol-5-phosphate xylosyltransferase 1-like
Biological process (GO): protein O-linked glycosylation via mannose
Cellular component (GO): Golgi apparatus
Molecular function (GO): ribitol beta-1,4-xylosyltransferase activity
Source: RefSeq, a predicted model, not a curated record